GCUAGGGGAGCAGAGUCCAGGCUGCAGCGCUUCUGACUCUCAGCAGGACCAGGUGUGCAGGGAGAGGGCGGGCGGGCUGUGGACAGCCGGGGAGGGAGGCCUCGGACGGUGGGGGCCAGGGACUCGCGCCCAGCGACAGGGUCUCGGGCAGAGGUGGGACCGGAGCGGCGGGGACGCCAGGCUGCUGUCCCUCAGGCGGAGAUGGAGCUGGAGAAGACGAGGAACCAGCUCGCAGGCGGCAACAGUGAUCCCCGAGGCUGCAGCAACCAAGACAAAGAAAAAAUGAAGAAAGUGAAUUUGAUUGGACCAUUAACAUUGUUUCGGUACUCUGACUGGCAGGAUAAAGCGCUCAUGUGCCUGGGCACCAUCAUGGCUGUCGCUCACGGGUCAGGCCUUCCCCUCAUGAUGAUCGUGUUUGGGGACAUGACGGAUAAGUUUGUCAAUGCUGAUGGAAACUUCUCCUUUCCAGUGAAUUUUUCAUUGUCACAGCUAAAUCCAGGCAGAAUUUUGGAAGAAGAAAUGACUAGAUACGCCUAUUAUUACUCAGGAUUAGGUGCCGGAGUUCUGGUUGCUGCCUAUAUACAGGUUUCAUUUUGGACUUUGGCAGCUGGCCGACAGAUUAAGAAAAUUAGGCAAAAGUUUUUUCAUUCUAUUCUACGACAGGAAAUAGGCUGGUUUGACAUCAAUGACAUCACUGAGCUCAAUACACGGCUGACAGAUGACAUCUCCAAAAUCAGUGAAGGAAUUGGUGACAAGGUUGGCAUGUUCUUUCAAGCAGUAGCCACGUUUUUUGCAGGAUUCAUAGUGGGUUUCAUCAGAGGCUGGAAGCUCACCCUGGUGGUCAUGGCCAUCAGCCCUGUGCUGGGAGUGUCUACAGCAGUCUGGGCAAAGGUUCUGUCACGGUUUAGUGACAUGGAGCUGGCCGCAUACUCCAAGGCGGGUGCCGUGGCCGAGGAGGCCCUAGGGGCCAUCAGGACCGUGCUAGCUUUCGGAGGCCAGAACAAAAUGCUGGAAAGGUAUCAAAAACAUUUAGAGAAUGCCAAAAAGAUUGGAAUCAAAAAAGUGAUAUCUGCAAACAUUUCCAUGGGCAUUUCCUUCCUGUUAAUAUAUGCAUCAUAUGCCCUGGCCUUCUGGUACGGAUCCACACUGGUUCUAGCAAAAGAAUAUACUAUUGGAAAUGCAAUGACAGUCUUCUUUUCCAUCCUCAUUGGAGCAUUCAGCAUUGGCCAGGCUGCGCCGUGCAUUGAUGCUUUUGCCAAUGCAAGAGGAGCAGCCUGUAUGAUCUUCAGAGUUAUUGACAGUAACCCUAAAAUUGACAGUUUUUCAGAGAGAGGACACAAGCCAGACAGCAUCAAAGGAAAUCUGGAGUUCAGUCAAGUUCAUUUUUCUUACCCAUCUCGACCUGAUGUCAAGGUCCUGAAGGGCCUCAGCCUGCGGGUGCGGAGCGGCCAGACGGUGGCCCUGGUCGGGAGCAGCGGCUGCGGGAAGAGCACCGCAGUGCAGCUGGUGCAGCGGUUCUACGACCCCACCCAGGGCACGAUCAGCAUUGAUGGGCAGGAUAUCAGGAGCCUUAAUGUGAGCUAUCUGAGAGAAAUAAUUGGAGUGGUGAGUCAAGAGCCCAUGUUAUUUUCUACCACGAUUGCUGAAAACAUUCGCUAUGGCCGUGGAAAUGUCACCAUGGAAGAGAUCAAGAGAGCUGUCAAAGAAGCCAACGCCUAUGAGUUUAUCAUGAGGUUGCCACAGAAAUUUGACACCCUGGUUGGAGAGAGAGGGGCGCAUCUGAGUGGGGGACAGAAACAGAGGAUUGCGAUUGCGCGUGCCCUGGUUCGCAACCCCAAGAUCCUGCUGUUGGACGAGGCCACGUCAGCCCUGGACACCGAGAGUGAGGCCGAGGUGCAGGUGGCACUGGACAAGGCCCGAAAAGGCCGGACCACCAUGGUGAUAGCACACCGACUCUCCACAGUCUGUAAUGCCGAUGUCAUCGCUGCCUUGGAGGAUGGAGUCAUUGUGGAGCAAGGAAGCCACAGUGAGCUGAUGAGGAAAGAAGGGGUCUACUUCAAACUGGUCAGCAUGCAGACAUCAGGAAACCAGAUCCAGUCUGAACUGGAACUAAAUGAAGAGAAGGCUGCUCCUGGUAUGACCUCAAAUGGCUGGAAAUCUCCCAUAUUUAGGAAUUCUACUAGUAAAAGCCAUAAAAAUUCACAAAUGAAUCAUAAUGGCCUUGAUGGAGAACCCAAUGAACUUGAUGCAGAUGUGCCACCAGUGUCUUUUCUGAAGGUCCUGAAACUCAAUAAAGCCGAAUGGCCUUACCUUGUGGUGGGUACAGCCUGCGCCAUUGCCAAUGGGGCACUGCAGCCAGCAUUUUCCAUCAUAUUUUCCGAGAUGCUCGCAAUUUUCGGGCCAGGGGAUGACGCGGUGAAGCAGCACAAGUGCAACAUGUUCUCUCUGCUCUUCCUGGCCCUGGGGAUUAUUUCUUUCUUCACUUUUUUCCUUCAGUCCUCUUAUUCAGUCAGCAAAAAUACUGUUUCCUGGUCGUGCCCAGCUGCACUACUUUCAUCACUGCUGAGCCCGUGUACAGGCUUCACCUUUGGGAAGGCCGGAGAGAUCCUCACCUCGAGGCUGCGGUCACGGGCUUUCGAGGCCAUGCUGAGACAGGACGUGAGCUGGUUUGAUGAUCAUGGAAACAGCACCGGUGCACUUUCCACAAGACUUGCCACGGAUGCCGCCCAAGUCCAGGGGGCCGUAGGCACCAGGCUGGCUCUGAUCACCCAGAACACAGCAAACCUCGGAACUGGCAUCAUCAUCUCCUUUAUCUACGGUUGGCAACUGACUCUCUUGCUGUUAGCAGUUGUUCCAUUUAUUGCUGUAUCGGGAAUCAUUGAGAUGAAAAUGUUGGCUGGAAAUGCCAAAAGAGAUAAAAAAGAACUGGAAAUAGCUGGGAAGAUUGCAACAGAAGCAAUAGAAAAUAUUAGGACAGUUGUGUCUUUAACCCAGGAAAGAAAAUUUGAAUCAAUGUAUGUCGACAAACUGGAUGGGCCUUACAGGAACUCGGUGAGGAAGGCACACGCCUAUGGAAUCACAUUUAGUAUCUCACAAGCAUUUAUGUAUUUUUCCUACGCUGGUUGCUUUCGAUUUGGUGCCUAUCUCAUUGUGAAUGGACACAUGCGCUUCAGGGAUGUUAUUCUGGUGUUCUCAGCGAUUGUGUUGGGUGCUGUGGUUCUAGGACACGCGAGCUCAUUUGCUCCUGACUAUGCCAAAGCCAAGCUGUCUGCAGCCCACUUAUUCCAGCUGUUCGAGAGACAGCCUUUGGUUGACAGCUACAGUCGACAAGGGCUGUGGCCUGAUAAAUUUGAAGGAAACGUAACAUUUAAUGAAGUUGUGUUCAACUACCCCACGCGGCCGACUGUGCCUGUGCUUCAGGGGCUGAGCCUUGAAGUGAAGAGGGGCCAGACGCUGGCCCUGGUGGGCAGCAGCGGCUGCGGGAAGAGCACGGUGGUGCAGCUCCUCGCGCGCUUCUAUGACCCCCUGGCCGGAGCAGUGCUUCUGGAUGGUCAGGAAGCAAAGACACUGAAUGUGCAGUGGCUCCGAGCACAGCUGGGCAUCGUGUCACAGGAGCCCAUCCUGUUCGACUGCAGCAUCGAGGAGAACAUAGCCUACGGGGACAACAGCCGGGCAGUGACCCGGGAGGAGGUCAUGAGUGCGGCUCAAGCAGCCAACAUCCACCAGUUCAUCGAGACGCUGCCCCAUAAAUACGAGACCCGAGUGGGCGACAAGGGGACUCAGCUCUCGGGCGGGCAGAAGCAGAGGAUCGCGAUCGCCCGGGCCCUGGUCAGGCAGCCGCGAAUCCUGCUGCUGGACGAGGCCACGUCGGCGCUGGACUCCGAGAGCGAGAAGGCGGUGCAGGAGGCCCUGGACCGCGCCAGAGAGGGCCGCACGUGCGUCGUCAUUACGCACCGCCUGGCCACGGCGCACAGCGCGGACGUCAUCGCGGUGAUUCAGAACGGCCGGGCCAGGGAGCAGGGCACCCAUCAGCAGCUGCUGGAGCAGAGAGGCCUCUACUUCUCAAUGGUCAGCGCUCAGGCUGGCACGCAGCGCUCCUGAGCUCUUGUCAAAGUGUGUCUCAGAAAUAAAUCCAAAUCAUUCCAUCA
This is a messenger RNA of Heterocephalus glaber (naked mole-rat), 4148 nucleotides long. RefSeq names its product ATP binding cassette subfamily B member 4 (gene Abcb4). NCBI's taxonomy places the organism in Eukaryota, Metazoa, Chordata, Mammalia, Rodentia, Bathyergidae. Gene Ontology annotation, molecular function: ATP hydrolysis activity; ATP binding; ABC-type oligopeptide transporter activity. The record is from RefSeq and is a predicted model, not a curated record. Gene Ontology annotation, cellular component: mitochondrial inner membrane. Gene Ontology annotation, biological process: oligopeptide export from mitochondrion.